AUGCUGGAAGCAAAAGUGGUUAUUAUUCCUGAUCAAAAAUUCGAGGACUGCACUGUAGGAUCAGAAAAUGCAAGAGUAUUUGACUUCUCAAACUUUAAACUAGUUCCGGUCAAUGACACGCACACCUUCACAAAUGGAUCUUGGAAAUUUCUACAUCGAUUGGCGAGUCCAUGGCGUGGAAGUAUGACAACUGAAAAAUAUGUUCGUGGCGAGUGGCUUAUGCAGGCAUUUAGCAGGCAAUAUUCUGAUAUUUGUGCGACAUUUCAUAAUCCACUUGAGCCAUUUUAUGAAUUUACUAAGGACAUGACUGGAUGUCCUGCUGAGAAAGGGUCCACAUGGAUAUUUGACAUGAAGCCAAUAAUCUUUUCGAAAUCAAUUUUGAGCACGAUUCCUCCGCAUUAUGUUGGACGUUGGCGAGCCAUAUUCACCAGUGAUUUUAAAAUUAACGGCGAGAAAGUUAAGGAUUUUUUUGAAGAUUGUGCGCCGGAAGAUCAAUAUGCUGGGAUUUUUGACUUUUCAGAAUUUGAAUUAAUUCCUGAAAAUGACACUCACACGUUUGCUAAUGGAAAGUGGAAAUUUAGCAAGCCAUUAAAUAUUCCAUGGCCAGGAGCAUUGAUAACUGAAAGAUAUGAACGUGGACAGUGGCUAGUUCAAGCUUUUAAUCGAAACUACACAGACAUUUGUCCAACUUUACAUAGACCUACAGAGCCUGUUUAUGACAUCUUUAAGCAUGUUGCUGGAUGUCCAAUGCCUGCUGGAAGUGCAUGGGAUUUCGAUAUGGUUCCAAUAACAUUCCCAGAAUUUUUAUUAAACACAAUUCCUCCACAUUACGUGGGCAGAUGGCGUGCAACGUUUUACUCAGAAUUUGAAGUCCUUGAAGAUUGCACACCUCAAAAUGAAAUCGCCAAUGUUUCUGACUUUUCCGAACUCAAACUAAUUCCUGAAAAUGACACUCACACAUUUCUCAAUGGAAAAUGGAAGUUUAUCAGGCCUUUGCGAGCCCCAUGGAUAGGCUCAUUAAUAUUUGAAAGAUAUGAACGUGGUCAAUGGCAUGUUCAGGCUAUUAAUAGAAAAUACAAAGAUGUUUGUACAAGUAUAAAGAGUCCAAUGGAACCUGUUUAUGAUGUUUUUAAGGAUGUUGCUGGAUGUCCUAUGGAAGGUGGGGAGUUCUGGGAAUUCAACAUGAUUCCAAUAACGUUCAAUCAAAUGAUGCUUAACUCAAUUCCCUCUUAUUAUAUGGGACGUUGGAGAGCAACUUUUGCAUCAGAAUUUGAAGUCAAUGGAAAAAUUCUGAAGGAAUGUAGACGAGCGUAUGGUGACAUGUUUGAAGCUUAA
Messenger RNA from Chironomus riparius, 1335 nucleotides. NCBI's taxonomy places the organism in Eukaryota, Metazoa, Arthropoda, Insecta, Diptera, Chironomidae. The record is from the annotation of a GenBank genome assembly.